UCCAAUUUUUCUGGCUCCAAAGAUGACCAUGGAAUCUGCCAGUGCUCCGUUACCCUCCCGGACACCGCCUUCCCUGUGGAGAGAGUGGAAAGCUUGGAAUUCACAGCUCAAGUUCUCUCUGAGAAGUUCCAGAAAGAGCUUUCUAAAUUAAGGGAAUAUGCCCAAUUAAUCACUGUGUAUGAAAAGAAACUUUUAAACCUAACUUUCCGAGUAGAGAUCAUGGAAAAGGAUACAAUUUCUUUCACUGAGCUGGACUUCACACUGAUCAAGUUAGAAGUGAAGGAGAUGGAGAAACUGAUCAUACAGCUGAAGGAGAAUUUUGUUGGCAGCACAGAGAUCGUUAACCAACUGGAAGUGGAGAUAAGGAAUAUGACUCUCCUGGUAGAGAAGCUCGAGACGCUAGACAAAAACAAUAUUCUUGCCAUUCGCCGAGAAAUCGUGACUCUGAAGAACAAGCUAAAGGAGUGUGAGGCCUCCAAAGGUGAAAAUGCUCCUGUCUCUCCCUCUCUUCCUGAGCCAGGGAGCUGUGGUCAUGGAGGUGUGGUGAACAUCAGCAAACCAUUUGUGGUCCAGCUUAACUGGCAAGGUUUUGCCUAUAAGUUUGGUGCCUGGGGUCGCGAUUACUCUCCUCAGCAGCCAGACAAGGGGCUGUAUUGGGUGGCACCUUUGAACACAAAUGAGAGAUAUCUUGAAUAUUACAGACUGUACAAUACACGGGAUGAUUUGUUACUGUACAGAUAUUAUCAGCAGAAUAGGAUCACAUAUGGUCAAGGCAGUGGCGCAGCAGUUUACAAUAAAAAUAUGUAUGUCAACUGGUACAACAGUGGAAACAUUGCCAGAGUUAACCUGACCACCAACAAAGUUGAAGUGACUCAAAGUCUCCCCAAUGCUGUCUAUAAUAAUCGCUUUUCAUAUGCUAAUGUUGCUUGGCAAGAUAUUGACUUCGCUGUGGAUGAGAAUGGAUUGUGGGUGAUUUAUUCAACUGAAGCCAGCAAUGGUAACAUAGUGAUUAGUAAACUCAAUGACACCACUCUGGCUGUGCUAAACACUUGGCAAACUAGUCAGUAUAAGGCAUCUGUUUCUAACGCCUUCAUGGUAUGUGGGGUGCUCUAUGCCACCCGUAUUCUAAGCACCAAAACAGAUGAGAUCUUCUACUCCUAUGACACAAAAACAGGGCAGGAGAGCAGAUUGAAUAUUGUCUUUCAUAAGAUGCAGGAAACUGUGCAGAGUGUGAACUACCACCCUUACGAUCAGAAACUUUUUGUCUAUAAUGAUGGCUACCUUCUGAAUUAUGACCUUUUCUUUGGCAAGUAA
Messenger RNA from Condylura cristata (star-nosed mole), 1314 nucleotides. RefSeq names its product olfactomedin 4 (gene OLFM4). The record is from RefSeq and is a predicted model, not a curated record. The transcript is spliced from 5 exons. Lineage: Eukaryota; Metazoa; Chordata; Mammalia; Eulipotyphla; Talpidae. Gene Ontology annotation, biological process: signal transduction. The coding region runs from base 220 to 1314 and encodes 364 amino acids.